AUGUUUCGUGGGCGGGUCAGCCGUGCAGCGAAGGUCUUUGCUGAAGCGGCCCAGAAUGCGGCACAGGUGGGAUCCCAGAAUGCUGAGCGGCGCAUGACCACCUGGGGAAGGCUUUCGAGCACAGUUGGUGCCGAUGGCUUUCCGUGGGUAAACGCGCGCUAUCUCGGCGAGCAGUACGAGCAGCUUCCGAUGCCGACCGAAGAUAAUGCCAUCGGCAAGCCCUCGGAGUGUCAUUGGCGCUCCGAAUGGUCUGCAGCCGAACUACGGGAAGCUGCUGACGAACACGUGAUGCUCUCCUGGACAGCGAGCAAUCCGGUGAAGGCCUUGCCAGUGAUUGAGCGUGGUGAGGGAGUUUACCUCUACGAUACGAACGGCAAGAAGUACUUGGACUGGACGAGCCAGGCAGUUUGUGUGAAUCUGGGACACACGGUUCCUGAAGUAAUCAAGCAAGGGAUCAACGAGCAACUGGACUCGCUGCCUUACGUGUACGGCGGCCUCGGGUUGGCUCCAGUCAGGGCGAAGCUUGCGAAGCUCUUGGCUGAGAUUUGCCCUGGAGACCUGACAGGCUUCCUCUUCCCCAGUGGCGGAGGCGAGGCAAACGAGGCUGCUAUCCGCCUCGCACGCCUGUACACGGGCAAGCACAAGAUCUUCACGCAGUACAGGUCCUACCACGGAGCCUCUGCCUCCUCCUUGGGCGCCACGGGCGACUUCCGCCGGAAAUUCGCGGAGAGUGGGCAGAACGGCUUCGUGAAGUUCUUCAACCCACAGCCGAACGGCUUCAGCUGGGGCACCACAGACUACUCGGCAACACAGCGAACUCUGGCCUGCCUCGAGGACCAAAUCUUGGCUGAAGGGCCAGAGACCAUUGCUGCCGUCCUCGUUGAGAGCAUCGUGGGUGCUGGUGGUGUCCUGGUCCCACCCGAGGGAUACAUGGAGGGCCUCCGGGCUCUCUGUGACAAGUACAACAUCCUGCUCAUUAGCGACGAGGUCAUGGUGGGCUUCGGCCGCACGGGCCACUUCUUCGGCUUCCAACACUUCGAAGGUGUCGUGCCGGACAUCGUGACGUCCGCCAAGGGCCUCACCGCCUCCUUCAUGCCGCUGUCCAUGGUCGGAGUCCGACAGAAGAUCAAGGAGUACUUCAUGACGCACCCCGUUGGCUGGGGCUCCACCUUCCACGCCCAUCCUGUAGCUCUGGCUUGCGCCUACGAGACUGUGAAGUAUGUGCUGAAGGAGAACGUGCUUGACAAUGUGAGGAACCUGGAGCCUGUCAUGCUGGAGGAGCUCCAGAAACUGACGCUGAAGCAUGCCUCCGUGCGCCAGGCCCGGGCGGUGGGCCUUUUCGGUUGCUUGGACCUGCAAACCCCCAUCGGACAGGCCGUCCAGCGCUUGGGCGAGCCUUCUCCGCCGGCAGUGCAACACCUACGAAAGGCGAUGUUUGACAAUGGCCUCUUCUCUCUCUUCCG
Symbiodinium sp. CCMP2456 is the source of this 1463-nucleotide messenger RNA. The record is from the annotation of a GenBank genome assembly. Lineage: Eukaryota; Dinophyceae; Suessiales; Symbiodiniaceae.